Molecule: messenger RNA, 417 nt
Organism: Dibothriocephalus latus
Lineage: Eukaryota; Metazoa; Platyhelminthes; Cestoda; Diphyllobothriidea; Diphyllobothriidae
Source: the annotation of a GenBank genome assembly
UCAGCUGUUGAGACUGAAGCGGGCAGUGUAGGCACUAAUGGCCUGUUUACUGGCAGUGCGCCAAGUGGCGGUGGCCUACUGUUCUUGCCACCGGCUCUCCUCGAAUGGCGUCAAAAUGUGACCCGGGCCAGCUCAGUUGAGGCUCUGAACUGUCUGGCAAAACAGCUGGAGGCUGCUGUCGCCUGGGAUAAGUCCAUCAUGAAAGCUUACUGUUUUGUUGAUUUAACAGGCUUACUUGUGCUUGUUGCGGCUGCUAUCAUGAAUGAUCUAGCUGGCCUCAAUGAUGUCCCGUACGGUGCUUUUCCACGCGCGACUAUCCGUGACCACAGACCUGAACAGUUCGAGCCAUUCUCUACGCCAGCUCCGGAGACCGAAUACCGAAGAUACAAGAAUCACUCCCAUGUCCUGACGGACUGA